Tripterygium wilfordii is the source of this 686-nucleotide messenger RNA. RefSeq lists its product as uncharacterized. Bases 180 to 476 code for a protein of 98 amino acids. The transcript has a single exon. The record is from RefSeq and is a predicted model, not a curated record. Lineage: Eukaryota; Viridiplantae; Streptophyta; Magnoliopsida; Celastrales; Celastraceae.
UCAAAGCGAAGCCUCCACCAAACACUCUUCCAGUCUACGUGUUCAACGCCAUCGCCACUUUAUUUAACUCCAAUUUCUAGAUACCAAAAAGAAAAGAAUCAAUACCAAUAAAACCGCGAAAAAGAUCUCGCUCCAUCUUCUCUUUAGCCUUCUCUUCUAUCACUGAUCUGUGAACGAUAAUGGGUGGACCGAUCGUGUUGACUCAGUUAGCCACGGGUUUGAGCGUGCUUGCCGGGGCGGCGCUCGUGAAAUCGGUCAUGGACCAGAAGCCCAUGGCUGGCCAGUUCCCUCGGUGCCCUAGUUGUAAUGGCACGGGUCGGGUUACGUGCCUGUGUAAUCGCUGGUCUGACGGAGAUGCCGGUUGCCGGACCUGUGCCGGGUCGGGUCGUAUGGCGUGCAACAGCUGUGGUGGGUCCGGGACUGGUCGACCUCUCCCUGUUCAGCUCUCUGUACGGCCACCGAACCGCCCGUCUUGACUGAAUUGAACCGGUUUUUGCUGCCGGGGAAGUUCAUAUGGGUACCAUUCCUCUCAUACUUUUAAUUUUUUUUUAUUUUUAGAAAAUUCAAAUAUGUACUGUAAUUAGAAAGUGAGGGAGAUGGAAGAUUACAGGAUUGUAAUCUAAAAUUUCUAUGUAACUAUUUGAUACUCAUUGAGAAUUCUUAUAAAAUUUUCUUGAGUUUAUGGU